UACAUUUUCAAAUUUACAAAUUGUGUGAAGGAUGUUUCGACCCGGCUUUAUUCCAAACGCAAACAUGCAACAACACUGUACCAGUACUUGCAGUAUGAUGCCGAUGAACCAGUUACAAAUGAUGUACCCACCGGCGCGGCCCCAGUUUGCGGGAGAAAUGUUUCCGUUUAAGGCGCUGUCUGACCUGUCCAAUCGCUUGUUUCCUGGGGCCGCCUUGCGGGAGCCGCGUAUGCCCCGCGCCUUCUACUUCAGACAGGAGGACUUGGACAAUGUGUUGUACGGCUACUCUAGACUUCCGGGAGGCACUCGAGCCGGUAUGCACGCUCUCAGUGGCCUUAAAGUUGGGGAAAUAACCCACGGUAUUGACCGAAUCUUGUCACACGGCCCUAACUCUCCGAGCCCCUACAUGGUGUCCCCUUACAAGUACUCGCGCACAGAGCCGCCACCCCACGAACUGCCUCCGGAGCUGUGUAUAUGCCCAACGACGUUCGCCGGUCUGGUUCACUACGGUGUCUUCUGUCGGAAGCAGACGAUAGAGAAAGGCACGCGGUACGGACCGUUCAAGGGCAAGGUCGUCAACACGAGCGAGAUCAAGUCCUUUGACGAUAACACGUUCAUGUGGGAGAUAUUUAAAGAGGGAAAACUAAGCCAUUUCAUCGACGGGCGCGGGGCCACCGGAAACUGGAUGUCUUAUGUGAACUGCGCGCGUCAUGUGAGCGAGCAGAACGUCACCGUAGUGCAGGACGGCACCCAAAUAUACUACGAGCUGUGUCGAGAUGUACCAGUGGGGACAGAGCUGCUCGUCUGGUACGGAGACGCCUACCUUCAGUUCAUGGGUAUCCCUGUCACGCUGAGUUCCGCCGACGGUCAGGCAGCCGACCCCGCCGCCCUGGAGGAGGACGCCAAAGAAUUAAGUGGUGGUGAGGGUUUCAAGUGUGAGCGGUGCGGAAAGGUCUUCGCCUACCGCUACUACCGGGAUAAGCACCUAAAGUACACCCGCUGUGUUGACCAGGGAGACCGCAAGUUUCCCUGCCACAUCUGCUCCAGAUCGUUUGAGAAGCGGGACCGGUUACGGAUUCACAUUUUACACGUGCAUGAGAAACACCGGCCCCACAAGUGCAGCGUGUGCGCAAAGAGUUUCAGCCAGUCCUCCAGUCUCAACAAACACAUGCGGGUUCACAGCGGCGAGCGGCCGUACAAGUGCGUGUACUGUAACAAGUCGUUUACGGCGUCCAGCAUCCUGCGGACACACAUCCGCCAGCACUCUGGUGAGAGGCCCUUUAAGUGUAAAUAUUGCGGGAAAGCGUUUGCAUCGCACGCAGCACAUGACAGCCACGUACGCCGUACACAUCCACAGGAAAAAGCUACCACGUGCAAGGAGUGUGGACAACAAUUUGGUCAUCUUUUCGACCUGAAAUUGCACAUGCGCGUUCAUGAAGGUUCGAACCUUCCAACAGCCCAGAGGCUCUUAAUAUCGCAGGCCCUUUGAUUCUAC
This is a messenger RNA of Mya arenaria, 1495 nucleotides long. RefSeq names its product PR domain zinc finger protein 14-like. Gene Ontology annotation, biological process: regulation of transcription by RNA polymerase II. NCBI's taxonomy places the organism in Eukaryota, Metazoa, Mollusca, Bivalvia, Myida, Myidae. Gene Ontology annotation, cellular component: nucleus. The record is from RefSeq and is a predicted model, not a curated record. Bases 32 to 1489 code for a protein of 485 amino acids. The transcript is spliced from 11 exons. Gene Ontology annotation, molecular function: RNA polymerase II transcription regulatory region sequence-specific DNA binding; protein binding.